Rhizoctonia solani is the source of this 1608-nucleotide messenger RNA. Its product is annotated as AMP deaminase. The transcript is spliced from 13 exons. Gene Ontology annotation, molecular function: adenosine deaminase activity. The record is from RefSeq and is a predicted model, not a curated record. Gene Ontology annotation, biological process: adenosine catabolic process; inosine biosynthetic process. Bases 1 to 1608 code for a protein of 535 amino acids. Lineage: Eukaryota; Fungi; Basidiomycota; Agaricomycetes; Cantharellales; Ceratobasidiaceae.
AUGUCUACGCUCAAAGAACCGAUCAGACAACAGCGUCUCGAUGAAUAUACAAAACAGCGCACUGAGCUUAUUGCUGAAGAACGAGGUCACCGGUUUGAUGCGCAAGUGAUUGCGCGGGCGACUAAAGAGGAGAAGCGCGCUGUCGAGAUCGUUAAUGCUCUACGUGCCAAAGAGGCCAAGGAGAUUUGGAGAGCAAGUCCUGAAAAGUUGAUGUACCCUGGUAUGGAAUUUCUGACUGCCAAGAAGACGAUUGUACAUACAAAGCUGUUUGAUGUUGUAAAAAAGAUGCCCAAAGGGGCUAUCUUGCAUGGGCAUAUGGACGCAAUGUGCGACGCCAACUUUCUGUACAAAGAGGCUCUCAAGUACCCUCAAAUGCACAUUCGGGUUGAUUCGGCCAUCACUUCCGACUCGCCUUGGCCGCUUCCCCAAUUCAGGCCUCUCACCGCCGAUUCAUCUGCAAAAAACAUCAACGCACCGAGUUUGGCUUCUUCAGACUAUAUCCUAAAGUCAUGGGUCCCUUUGAAGAGGGCGAGGGGCAUAUUCGAGUAUGGAAAAGAAGCAUUCGAUAAAUGGAUUGUGGGGGCGAUGAUGAUCAAUCCCAAGGAGGCAUAUGUCGACUAUAAUACGUCCGUAAAAAUCUGGGAGAAGUUUGGUUCGACAUUUAGAGUGGCCGGGGGCAUGAUCCGGUACGAGCCUAUCAUGAAGGAGUACAUGCGACAAGUGUUGUUAUCGUCGAUCGAGGAUGGAAUAUCAUAUGUCGAGUUGAGGAUUAACUUCUACUACAAGCUUUCAAUUCGAGAAGAUGGGUCCGAGACACUGGCACAUUCUGAUUACUUGGUUAUGUUGGGAGAUGUUAUCAAAGAGGUAAAAGAAAAAAUGAAGGCUGAAAACAGGGGAGAUGAGUUUGUCGGUGCCAAGGUUAUUUAUACUACCCUUCGGUUCGUGACCAACGAAGAGCUCGCGUGGUACCUUGAAGACUGCAUGACACUCAAGAAAGAAUUCCCAGACCUAAUUGCAGGAUUCGACCUAGUAGCUCAGGAGGACACCAACAACCCAUUGAUAUAUUACAUCGAAUCAUUGCUCUGGUUCCAGCAAGAAACAAAGAACCGUGGAUUAGAUAUACCAUUCAUAUUCCAUGCGGGCGAGACCCUGGAUGACGGAGGUGCAGCAGAUAGCAAUCUGUAUGACGCGUUGUUACUCGGAACAAAGCGAAUUGGCCAUGGGUUUUCGCUGGCCAAGCAUCCGGUGCUCAUGAAGAUGUGCAAGGACAGAGGCGUGGCCAUUGAAGUAUGCCCCAUCUCCAAUGAGAUAUUGCGUCUGACUUCAUCGAUGCCGAUGCACCCACUCCCAGUACUCUUGAACAACGGAGUAGCUGUAGCACUUUGUCCGGAUGAUCCAUCCGUAUUUGGAAACAUGGGUCUUUCAUUUGACUUUUUCCAAGUGAUCGUGGCUAGUGAGAUCACCAACAUUCUAAGUCUCAAACAGCUCGCUAGACAGAGCUUGGAGUAUUCUUCACUUGAUACCGAUGCCAAGGAGCAGGCGAUUGGUUUGUGGGAAAAGAGGUGGAAUGCAUUUAUUGAAGAAAUAGUAAACUCGGUGACACCCUAA